Messenger RNA from Zasmidium cellare ATCC 36951, 1230 nucleotides. RefSeq lists its product as uncharacterized. The coding region runs from base 1 to 1230 and encodes 409 amino acids. The record is from RefSeq and is a predicted model, not a curated record. Gene Ontology annotation, cellular component: membrane. NCBI's taxonomy places the organism in Eukaryota, Fungi, Ascomycota, Dothideomycetes, Mycosphaerellales, Mycosphaerellaceae. The transcript is spliced from 4 exons. Gene Ontology annotation, biological process: transmembrane transport. Gene Ontology annotation, molecular function: transmembrane transporter activity.
AUGGCUUUAGUUUCAGACACCAAGCCUGACGGCGAAUACGUGGAAGAUGCUCAUUCGUACGAAGACAAAGCUGAAAGGUCUACCUUUGCUCAGGACCCAACAGAAUCUCACCUUGAGCGCAAGACCAAGCUCAAGAUGGACUUGUUCGUAUUGCCACUUACAUUGAUUGUAUACUUUCUCGCUAGCAUGGGUCGCAGCGAUCUUGGUAAUGCCCAAGUCGCAGGCAUGAACAAAGACCUGGGGAUCACGGCCGCGCAGUACUCCAAUAUCGGUAGCCUAUUUUACGUAGGCUACUUGGUAUUCCAGCUGCCUUCCACACUAGCAUUGCGAUAUUUGACUCCGCCAGUCUUGGUAUUCUUGGCGAUGCUCCUAUGGGGAGUCGCCACAACGUGCAUGACAGCUGCGACUGACUACAGUUCGGUAGCAGGCCUUCGAUUUUUAAUUGGAGUGGCAGAAGCGGGUAUCCAGGGCAUGAUAUUCUUUCUUGCAAUCAUCUACACACCUAGGGAAUUGACGAAGCGCCUAUGUUUUUGCUACUCAGGCUCCGCUCUCGCAGGGGCGUGUAACGGGCUAAUGGCCUACGGUAUCGUGAAUAAUAUCGCGGGCCGCGAUGGUUGGACUUGGCAAUGGAUUUUUUUGAUUGAGGGUGUCAUCCCGAUCGGCUUCUCCUUCAUUAUCCUCGUGCUAUACCCUUCGACACCUGAGAAGACGCGAAGCAUCUUCUUCAGUGCAGACGAAAAAGCGUUCCUCAUUGGACGAAGCAGACUGGCAGCGAACACCGGAGAGUACAAGUUUCGCCCCAAGCUCUUCCUGAGCCUAUUCGCGGACCCAGUCUUUUGGCUUCUCACGGUUAUGUGCAUUGGUGGCACAUUCACCAUAGCUACACUACAGAAUUUCCUUCCGGCCAUCAUCAGAGGGUUCGGCUGGUCUGCGACGACUGCUCAGGCCAUGAGCGUUGUUCCGUACGCCAUCGCGUUCGUGACGACUAACUUUUGGGCACAGCUCGCGGAUCGAUUCAAUCAACGCGGCUUCAUUAUCGUUGCCAAUAUGCUGCUGGCCAUCGUUGGCUUCAUCGUUUUGCUGACGGUGUAUGACCGUGUUCCGUCACUAAUUGGCUGCUGCGUUCUGGUCGCUGGCGCGUAUCCUGCGACAGCAAUUGGCAUUGCAUACAUCCCUACGCUUCUCCCUGGCCGUAAGUUCUUCUACUUCCCGCGCGUCACCAACCUCUAA